Didymodactylos carnosus is the source of this 1083-nucleotide messenger RNA. NCBI's taxonomy places the organism in Eukaryota, Metazoa, Rotifera, Eurotatoria, Philodinida, Philodinidae. The record is from the annotation of a GenBank genome assembly.
AUGUUGAGUGUCGAUGUUUCACAAACUGUAUUUAUUACAGAUAAAAUGUCUUUAACGAAGAAAUGUAAAAUAGACAAAACAGAGAUGAAUGGUGAUGGCGACGGUGAUAAUCAUACUAGUAAACGUUCUGAGUCAACGGUUGGUUUAGACUUUCAUCCGUUAACCGAACCCGCUAGACAAUUGAAUGAUAAAAUCGCUAAUCUUACAUCCGAUGAUUGUAUUGCAUAUCCAUUGGGAAAGCUGGACGAAUGGAAAUAUGAAAGUUAUCGUGUAAUUGAUGAACUAUACGAAAUGAAACGUCAAGAAAUGGAAAUAAUUGUUAAUAAAAAUUUUGUUAAACAUAAAACGGAUCAAUUAAAAUUGAUUAAUGAUUUAAGAAAAGAAAUUCGUAAACAACAUCUGGCACAAGUUGAACAUCAAGAUGAAAUAUUAAAACAACGAAUGACACGUAUUGAACAAGAUUUAACUCAUUUUCAAGAAACUUUUAUUCAAAUCGAAACAAAACCAUUAGAAGUUGAUUCUGAUUAUAUUCAUGUUCGAACGGAUUAUAUCAAAUAUUUUAAUGGUGGUUCACUAUUAUCUAAUGAGCAAGAAUUAAAAUUGAAUGAAUUUUAUGGUGGAGGUAAUGCAAAUGAACAACAAUGGGAAUUAUUGUAUAAAGCUAGUCGAAAUGGAUUUUGUGCCGAAGAUUUUCAUCGUCUAUGUGAUGGUAAAGGUGCAACAAUGACCAUUAUUCAAUCAAACGAUGAUCCUGGAUAUUUAUUUGGAGGAUAUACCACUGUAUCAUGGAGUUCAACGUGUAGUUGGCAACCAGAUCCACAAGCUUUCUUAUUUACUCUUACGAAUCCUCAUAAUAUUCCACCAACAAAAUACCAUGUUAAAGAAAAAUCAAUGCAGUUUGCUGUUUAUCAUGAUGCGACAGUUGGUCCAUCAUUUGGCGGUGAUAUUUGUGUUAAAAAUAAUAGUAAUGCUUUUGUACGUUUUCCUGUUACAUACUUGGAUACAACACAUCACGGUGAUAAAACAUUUACGGGUAACAAACAUUUAACAAUGUCCGAUAUUGAAAUUUAUACAUUAGGUUAA